This is a messenger RNA of Ostertagia ostertagi, 1152 nucleotides long. NCBI's taxonomy places the organism in Eukaryota, Metazoa, Nematoda, Chromadorea, Rhabditida, Trichostrongylidae. The record is from the annotation of a GenBank genome assembly.
AUGGAUGAAAUUGGGUUCAACCCCGACCUCUAUCAUUUGAAUGAAGCACAUGCCAUCAGCGCUUCGUUUUACUUAUACCAGAAGUUUAAUAAGAAUAUCAGCGAAGUAAAAAAACGCCUGGUAUUUACCACGCAUACACCGGAGGAAGCCGGCAAUGAGAAACACGAUAUCUAUCUCUGCCAUAAAAUGAGUUAUUUCUGCGGCCUCAGCCUGGAGGAGACCAGGAAGCUGACCGGCAUGACAGACGACCAGUUCAACCAUUCACUGGUAGCGCUGCGUUUUGCAAAACUGGCCAAUGGCGUAUCGCAGCUGCAUGGCCAUGUAUCCAGGGCCAUGUGGAGCAAACACGAAGGUAUCUGCCCCAUCAUCUCCAUUACCAAUGCGCAGAACUACAAUUACUGGGCAGACAAACAGCUGUAUGAUAAAAUGGAGAAACAGGACGAUGUCUGGUUUGAUGACCGUAAAAAAUACCUUAAGAAAAGAGCGUUUGAAAUUGUGGCCGAUCAAACCGGCAAACUAUUCGACCCCAAUGUAUUUACCAUUGUAUGGGCACGCCGUUUUGCAGGCUACAAACGUGCGGAACUGAUUACAAGGGAUAUUGAACGUUUCAACAAACUUACCAGCAACAGCAAAUACCCGGUACAGAUUAUCUGGGGAGGCAAGCCCUACCCUAUGGAUUACCCGGCCAUCAACGAUUUUAAUCACCUGGUGCAUUUAAGCAAGGGGUAUAAAAACGUGGCGGUGGUAAUUGGCUACGAACUGGGACUUUCCAAAAGAAUGAAACAGGCGGCCGAUUGCUGGUUAAACAAUCCACGCGUACCCCGCGAAGCGUCCGGCACCAGUGGUAUGACAGCUGCCAUGAACGGCGCUGUAAACUUCUCUACCGAUGAUGGCUGGAUACCCGAAUUUGUAAAUCAUGGCAACAAUGGUUUUGUAGUACCCAAGGCUGAUUACGCCAAUAUGCAUGUGCAGCAGCAGGAUGAGUACGAUUUGAACAAAUUGUACGAGAUACUGGAAAACGAAAUACUGCCCCUGUAUUACGACAAUUAUGAAACCUGGCGCCAGGUGGUGAAAAAUGGUAUGCGCGACGUACGCAUCCAGUUUGAAAGCAACCGCAUGGCCAACGAAUAUUAUGAGCUGCUGUAUAAAUAA